Molecule: messenger RNA, 2310 nt
Organism: Oryza brachyantha (malo sina)
Lineage: Eukaryota; Viridiplantae; Streptophyta; Magnoliopsida; Poales; Poaceae
Product: PAN domain-containing protein At5g03700-like
Exons: 1
Coding region: 376-1899 (507 amino acids)
Biological process (GO): recognition of pollen
Source: RefSeq, a predicted model, not a curated record
CGCUUCGCUUCUGUCCGUUUUCGUUGAGCCCCCGAAAUCCUUCCAGGUUGUUUUUGACUUGUGGAGGAGGAGGAGGAAGCUCACUGUCGUUGCCACGACCAUGGUGACGAUGGCAGCAUCGCACGGUUGCUGCUGCACUGCACUCGAUAGAUAAAUAUAUUCUUCUUCUAGCUCUUUGGCUUCUCCUGCUCCUCCUGACCUCCUCCCGAUCCCAAUCCGCCCGCCAUUGGUGCCCACUGCCUAGUGCGGUACAGGUAGAGCUCCUCUGGUACUCUGAGCUGCUCUUCUUCUUCCUCGGGCUGUCCGCUCGUUGGGAGCAAUCCGAGCCCGAAAAGGAGCGUCUUGGUCAGGGGAAGCAGGGUGGAGCAGCUGGCCAUGGGUGGCAGGUGUUUUGCGGUGCUGUGCGUGGUGCUGGCUUCUUUGGGUGGCGUCGCCGCUGAUGCGGCGGCGGUGGCGGUGCAGGAGCUGCGGCGAGGCUUCUCGGCGGCGCAUGACGGGUCGAACUCGCAGUUCGAGCCGGUGCUGUCAGACCCCGCCGGCGUCUUCGCCCUCGGGUUCCUCCGCGUGAACGCCACCAUGCUUGAUCUCGCCGUGCUCCACCUCCCGUCCUCGUUCCCGCUCUGGCGGGCCAUCCCCGACCGCCCCGCGCAGUGGUUCGCGCGCGCCUCCCUCUCCUUCGACGGCGACCUCGUGCUCACCGACCGCGCCGCCAACAAGGUUCUCUGGUCCGCCGGCGCCGCCGGCGACCGCGUGGUGCUCCUCAGCACCUCCAACCUCCAAAUCCAGAGCGGCUCGUCGCCCGGUGUCGUGUGGCAGAGCUUCGAUCGCCCGUCGGAGACCAUCGUGCAAGGCCAGAACCUUACCUCCGCGGCGGCGCUCUACACUUCCGACCGCCGCUUCGCCAUGCGGCUGGGGACCAACUACUUCGGGCUCUACAUCGAGCCGCCCCCGUCGUCGUCCGGCGGCGUCGCGGUGGCUAUGUACUGGAAGCACACGGCGCUGGAGGCCAAGGCCCAGAUCGUGGCCGGCGGUGGCCCGACGUACGUGCGCGUGGAGCCCGACGGCUACCUCGCCAUGUACCAGAAGGAGGGGCCACCCGCCGACGUCCUCCCCUUCGACACCUUCAACCACGGCGUCAAGGCGAUCCGCCGCAUGACCCUCGAGGCCGAUGGCAACCUCCGCGCCUACUACUGGGACAGAAACGGCUCCCGGUGGGUGCUCGACUACACCGCCAUAACCGACCCGUGCGACCUGCCCAGCACAUGCGGCGCCUACGCCGUCUGCGUGCCGCCCAGCGGCCGCUGCGCGUGCCUCGCCAACGCAACGGACGGCUCGGGAUGCGCCGCCGUGUCCGGAGGAGGAGAAGGCGGCGGCGGCGGCGGCCUCUGCGGCCGCACGGGCGGCGAAGUGGGCGGGCUGUACUGGGAGGUGCGGAGGCAGAGAGUGGAGCCGGCGAACAAGGAGCUCCUGCCGUUCGAGCACUCGCCGUCGGCGGCGGACUGCGAGGCGCGGUGCGCGCGCAACUGCAGCUGCUGGGGCUCCGUGUACAACAACGGCACGGGGUACUGCUACUUCAUGGACUACCCGGCGCAGAUGAUGGUUGCGGCCGACGAGAGGAAGGUGGGGUACUUCAAGGUGAGGAGCCUGGAGGAGGCGGGGAGCGGCGGUGGCGGCGGCGGGAGGGUGGCUGGUGUCAAGGUGGCGUUGCUCGCCGUCGGCGUAACGGUGCUGGCCGCUGCGGCCGCGUUCGGGGCGUACAGGGUGUGGAAGAAGAGGUGCCGCGCGGCCGCGGACGCCAGUAGGCAGGUCGGCGCCGACGACGACGGCCUCUCGCCGGGGCCGUACAAGAACCUGGGGUCCUUCAGUUCCGUCGAGCUAUCCAGCUCCUUCCGGGGGUAGCCACCUGCAAAUCUAUGGCGUCAUCCUGAGAUUUGGUGUGAUCGAUGAGAUCUGUGACGAUGAGAUGGUGGGGAAACACAUGCCGCCGGGGACGGAGAUCGGGAGAUGGCAAGGCAAACGGCGGCGGCGGCGGCGUCGGCGGCUUGAUCGGAGAGGCAGGCCGCACCGCCGCAGACCCGACCAAGACGAUGGCGAUGACAGGGAUAAUGGACUAUUUGGAGGGUUUGGGUGGGCAAGGAUGUCUCUUUGCGACUUUGGGCCAGUUUUGGUCUUUUUUAAGGGCCAUCAUAUCUUCAGGCCUCGGCCCAUUUGCUUUCGUGUUAAGAUUUCUUCAUCCAACUUAAAAUGGGAAAUUUAUUCCUACUACUGAACACGUUAUACCAUUACCUUAAGCAACAAUUAUGUUAAGUA